Molecule: messenger RNA, 5381 nt
Organism: Podarcis lilfordi (Lilford's wall lizard)
Lineage: Eukaryota; Metazoa; Chordata; Lepidosauria; Squamata; Lacertidae
Source: the annotation of a GenBank genome assembly
AUGGCAAAGGGUUCUGUUGUGGGGAACCUUGCCAAGGACCUGGGACUGAGCACCAAAGAACUAAAACAUCGCAAUCUACACACUGUGUCUGUGGCUAAAAUGCAGCAUUUCAGUAUCAAUGCAGAGAAUGGAAACCUCUAUGUAAAUGACAGGAUUGAUAGGGAGGGGAUAUGUGGCAAAAAUCCACUUUGCUUUGUUCAGUUUGAAGUUGUGGUGGAAAACCCGCUGAAUGUUUUCCAUGUAACAGUAGAAAUCCAGGAUGUUAAUGAUAAUGCACCCCAGUUCCUGAAUAGCAAUAUCAAUUUAGAGAUCCUUGAAUCCACUCUGCUAGGUACACAGUUUCUCCUUGGGAAGGCGGAAGAUCCUGACAUUGGGGUGAACUCUCUCCAGGAUUACCAGCUGAGCUCCAAUCAGUACUUCAGUUUGGAAGUUAGAAAGAGAAAAGAUGGAAAUAGUUAUGCAGAAUUAGUGCUAAAUAAACCACUGGAUCGGGAAAAUGAACAGACCCUUCACUUAAUCCUUACAGCCUUGGAUGGGGGUCAGCCUAGGAAAACUGGAACAGCCCAGAUACGGAUUAAUGUUACUGAUGUCAAUGACAACCGACCUGUUUUCACUCAAGAGGUGUACAAGGUCAGCUUGAGGGAGAAUACUCCCCUUGGAUCUCCUGUACUUCAGGUUGCAGCCUCAGAUAAAGAUGAAGGUACAAAUGCCCAAAUCAGGUAUCAUUUCAGCAAUAUACCAGCAAAUGUCCAAUUGAAAUUCAGAGUGGAUCCAAUCAACGGUACAAUCACUCUUAUAGAUCUGUUGGACUUUGAGGAAACUGAAAAAUAUACAAUGAUGGUUACAGCAAAAGAUGGUGGCGGAUUGUUGACACAUUGCAAUAUUGAAAUAACUGUGCUUGAUGAGAAUGAUAAUGCCCCAGAGGUGACUUUAGCCUCCAUGUUCAGCCCCGUUCCUGAAGAUUCUCUGCCGGGAACUGUAAUUGCUCUGAUUAAUGUGAAUGACAAAGAUAGUGGUGAUAAUGGAAAGGUUACUUGCUACUUAAACAAUGAUUUACCCUUCAAAGUUCUUCCCUCAUCUAACAAUUACUUCAAACUCCAGACAGACAGUCCUUUGGACAGAGAAAUAGCUCCUGCAUACAAUAUUACAAUCACAGCCACUGAUAAAGGAACUCCACCUCUUUCCACACACAAAACAAUCUCACUACAGGUCUCAGAUAUCAAUGAUAAUGCCCCUACUUUUCAGAAACCAUCCUACAACAUCUACGUGCCAGAAAACAAUCCUUCAGGUGCCUCCAUUUUCACCAUCAAAGCCUCUGAUCCCGAUGUGGACCAGAACUCACGGAUCACUUACUCCAUCCUCAACAGCAACAUCGAGGAGCUUCCCAUCUCCUCCUAUAUCUCCAUUAAUUCAGAGACUGGCACCAUCUAUGCCCAGAGAUCCUUUGACUAUGAACAAUUCAGAGAGUUCCAUCUGCAAGUGAAGGCCCAAGAUGGGGGUUCUCCCCCUCUCAGCAGCAAUGUGAGCGUCAGGGUGUUUGUUCUUGACAGGAAUGAUAACAGCCCUCGUAUCCUGUCCCCCUCCCAAGAAGCCAAGGGCUCAGCCUUGUUUGAGAUGGUGCCUCGUUCGGCCGAGGCAGAUUAUCUUGUCACCAAGGUGGUGGCCGUGGAUGCAGAUUCUGGACACAACGCCUGGCUCUCCUACCACCUGACUCAGGCCACUGAGCCGGCACUCUUCACGGUUGGUUCUCAUACUGGAGAGAUCAGGACCUCCAGGGCCUUUGUGGAGAGAGACGCUGUGAAACAGAGACUGGUCAUUAUGGUGAAGGAUAACGGGCAGCCAUCUCUCUCAGCCACCAUUACUCUGAACCUGGUGUUUGCUGAGAACUUUCAGGAGGCCCUUCCGGAAAUGAAGAGCCAACCCAGCAGCUCGGAGUAUCAGUCUGACCUGCAGUUCUACUUGGUGCUGGCCUUAGCUGUGAUCUCCUUCUUGUUCCUCUUGACCGUGAUUCUGGCUGUUACAAUGAAGCUCCAUCAAUCAGGGCAUCCCAGGUUCCUACAGUGCUUUGGUCCUGUUCCCCAUUCCAAGAAUGGUGCCAUCUUCCCACCCAACUUUGAAGAUGGGACUUUGCCGUAUUCCUACCAGCUGUGUCUGUCUUCUGAGUCCAGGAAGAAUGAGUUUACCUUCCUGACACCCAGUGUUCAGAUGGUAGACAAUAUUAUUGGCAGUGAGAAACCUGCUGUGUCUUUUACAGGCAACGGAGGAAGCAAUUUAAUUUCAGAGAUGGCAAGUGAUGAAAAGGUAGGGUUUAUUCCAGAAUAUUUUUCAUUGCACGCUGCAUGAUCUUUUACCAUAACUGACACUGAAACAUUAUAUGGAGGAGAAUUCAUUUUCUCUGACAUAUAUGUUUACUGAAAAAUGAGUUAUUUAAAUCUGGAAAGCAGUAGCUCAGCCUUAUUUAUUGGGCCCCUCAUGAACCGUCUACUGAUUUAUGCAUGAUAAAAGAGUAAGGUUUACAGUGUCAAGGCAAAAAUAUCUAAGCAUUGGAUCCAAGUAGCUUUGCUUUACUCAGUUGGACUACUAAACCAGUUCUGUGGUAUUUAUGACAUUGGAAGUUAACAGUAGGAUCCCAUGCAUGUCUACUCAAAAGGAACUCCAGGUGAAGUGAACAUGUAUAAGACUGCAGUCUCAGUGUCUUGGACUUUCAAAGUAAUGAUGUCUGUAAGGAGUAGCUUUAUUGAGGUUUCCAGAAGUAGUGUGCAGAAGUGCUGAACAAUUUAAGAAUAAUUAUAUUUAGGAUGCAUCUGUAUGCAAGCUUCUUGCUUGCUUCCACUCCUCUUUCCUGCCAUACCCUCAGGUGCACACAAAUGGCAAUGUGCUGGCCAUCUUUUUAUGUGUGGCUUUGCCUUCUCCUGCCCUCUCUCUUCUCCCAUCACCAGCCUUCAAAUUAUCUAAGCUCUAUAGAGCUUCUAGUUGUAAACUGGAGCUCUGGGGGCUGGAAAAGUAUAGGGGAAGUUUUUAUGGGAUUCCCAUCAAAAGUAAUGGCCAGCAUGCUGCUUUAGAUGCAAACUGGCAAUUUCUUUCUUCAUUUGCAGUUGCUUCCUCAUUUGGGGUAGGGGUUGGGCUUUGCCAUUUUUCCGUGUUGUAGGGCCAAGCUGAUCUCUUAAAUACUGUUUAUUAGGACAACUGGGGAGGGGAGAGGAGAAGAAACAUGAGCAUUGGAUGCAACCCAAACAUAUUUGUUAUGGUAUAAACUUUAGUGGACUCAAGUCAUUGGGACUGGAAAUAUUCAAUGAAGAGUGUGCUAUAAAUACUGUAAAUCAAAAUAAGGCUAAAUGUAAGAGUGAGAACAAAAACUACACAUUGUGAUUCCAUUUUCUGACACAUCUCAUCUAUACCGGAAGUUCUAUUUAUGGCAUAGUGCCAUUAAAUUAUAAUUUUGUUUUACAGUGGUGCCUCGCAAGACGAAAUUAAUUUGUUCCGCGAGUUUUGUCGUCUUGCGAUUUUUUUCGUCUUGCGAAGCACGGUGUCGGGAAAGUUUUGGAAAAGCUUCAAAAAUCACCAAAGUCUUUAAAAACCUCAGAAAGGCUACCACACCGCGUUCUAUGAGUUGCUCCUCGAAGUCAAGUCGCAACUGUAUUAACGGUGUUAAGAAAAAGAAACAAACUUGCAAGACGUUUCCGUCUUGCGAAGCAAGCCCAUAGGGAAAAUCGUCUUGCGAAGCAACUCAAAAAACCAAAAACCCUUUCGUCUAGCGAGUUUUUUGUCUUGCGAGGCAUUCGUCUUGCGAGGUACCACUGUACAAUUUUUCAUUCUAUUGCCAUUCUUCUGCUAUUUACACUUUGUCAACUAUUCUCCUUGAAAUACUCAGUCCACCUGAUCCAUCUCUGUUCCAUUCAUUUGUUUCUUGUGGUCCUCUUAUCAUUUUUUAUCUUCCUGGGUUGCCAUAUUUUGAAUAGAAAAAAGAGGACACAUUUGCCAACCUCGACUUUUAACUAAUGUUUUAAUGUAUGUAAAAUGACAACUCUCAUUUUACUUACCCAUGAAAAAGAGGGCAUGUCCUGGCAAAAGAGGACGUAUGGCAACCCUAUGACAUGGAUUCAAUUUUAUUUCUUUUAUUUCUUUGUUGCAUCCUCCUAGGUUUCUGUGUAGACCAUCUACAACUGUUUCCUUUUAAAGCCUGUCUUUAAAACUGCUCAAACCUGUCAUUUGGUUGGAUUUGCAAUUGUUCUCCAGAUGCAUUCCAGACUUACUGUAGUAAUUUUUGCAUUCAACUCGAAUGCACUAUGACAAAACUUAGCAUUUUUAUGGCAGCAAAAUAUCAGGUCACAUGAUUAACUACACCCAUCCUAUUCCGGGAAUCAGAGGCAACAUCAUACCAAUGAAACCACCAUCUCAUCCCAAUCCUGGCCAUUCUCUCAUAGCAGAUACUUAAGAGCAUUUAACAUAAACGUGUUGCCCCCUAAACACACUUUCAGAGUUGUAAUCUAAAAAUGCUCUCUUAUACAUUCCUUCUGUGUGUUACUUGUAGUGAGGAUCUUAGUUUAUCGGUGCUUAUGAGUAAUGAAGUAGGAUUAACUGAUUAACUAACCAGAAGCAGCAGGUUAUAUGGUGCAAGCAUAGGUUUCUGUGUUUUUAGGAGAUGUGUAUAUUGUGGCCUGAGAGGUGCUCUUUCCUCUCACAAUUCCACCCCUCCUGAUCAACAAGAGAAUGAAUUCCAUGCAAUGUAUCUGGGCCACUCUACUUUCUGUGUUGCUCCCACCAGUGUUCCCCCACUGAAUCAAAAUAUCAUAUUGUAGGAAAGAGAAAGAGAAAGCAAACUAAUCUAAGGCAAUGUACCCCAGACUUAAAGACCCCUUAAUAGAUUGUUUUAUAACUUUUUUCAUGAAAAUAUCCAAAGAGUGAUACGGCACAAUGUUCUAUACAAUGUCUGAAUUGCUCCUACAACUGGAAAUGUUCACCAUAAAUCUCUCUUCUGGUGCUGAACCGUCUUUUUUUCUAACAUAGUUUUGAAAUUUGACUUUGUUUCCUCUCUCUAUCUUUGUUUCUCUAAGUUAGCACAGACAGUUCCAUCAUCUGCUCCUCCGUCUGACCUCACCUUCUACCUGGCCCUUGCAGUGGCUUUUGACUCCUGCUUGUUCCUCAUCUUCCUCCUUGUGUUAGUGGUCAUCAGGUUGCACAGAUGGAGAAAUUCUCAGCUGGUUGAGUCGGGGAGUGUGAAUUUCAGUGGCACUCCCAUCUCACAGUUUGUGGGGAUCAAUGCAUUGUUUUCAACUUUGCCAUAUUGGCAAGCUGUUGUAUCCUCUGCAUAUGCAUCUACAUACCUAAUUGUUAGCGGCACAUUUCCUCCCUUAUUUGGAAAAUGUACUGAAACAUUGUGA